AUGUCCGUCUACCUGAAAACUGUUGCAUUACUUCUGGUUUUUCUGCACCGGAGCUAUGGCAUUGUGAAUCCCGACAAUGAAUCUGCCCGCAUGGUUAUCUAUCUUCAGAAACCCAGCAGUUUGGGACCUAGAACCUGGUUGGCCGGAGUCAACUGCUUGGAUCAAAUAACUCGUCUAUUCUUUCGCAAACGUGAAAGCCUCACACGGUCGCCAAAUGUGGUUAUGACCAUUGCCAAGAAUAUGACCACUCCAGCUGCUCAAAUCCAGGAGGGAUUUCUCAAAAUUAUGAUGGAGGCCGUCAGCGAGCUGCAGCCCGUUCACAAACGCUAUCAAAUGCGUAUCGUUUCGGAUGCCCAACCCUACGUAAAAUUUAAAAUGAAACAAAAUGAAUUGGUAUUGGCGGAUUACUACAUCAUUGUUGUUGAUUCCCUGACUCGAUUAUCCAACCUUCUGCAGAACUACGUCAGCAAUAUGCUGUCUUGGAAUCCGGGAGCACGUUUCCUAAUACUCUACAAUAAUGUCAAGAAUCGCAACAAUUCAGAUGAAACAGCUAAAGUAAUUUUCCAAGCGAUGCUAGACCAAUUCUACAUCCAUCGUGUUGGUCUGUUGUACGCCACUUCGGAUACCGGAUAUGUCUUCAAGGUAUUGGACUACUACAAUAGCUUGUCGUGUCGAAAGCUUAGGGUCAAACAAUUUGCCGAAUGCCAGGAGGGUAAUGUGUUGACAAAAAAUCCUGGAGGUCUUCAGCGUAGUUUGGAUCGAUUUUUGAGCAGUUUGAGUCUGACUAAUUGUACAUUUUAUAUGUGUGCUUCCAUUUCGGCACCAUUUGUGGAGGCCGAUUGUGUGUUGGGUUUGGAAAUGCGAAUAAUUGGAUUUAUAAAGACACGUCUGAAUUUUAAUAUUAUUCAGCAAUGUGAACGUGAAAGUCGCGGUGUCCAAGAAGAGGCCGGAAAUUGGACUGGUCUAUUGGGUAGGCUAAACGAAAAGUCUUGUGAUUUCAUCAUGGGUGGAUUCUAUCCCGACAAUGAAAUUAUAAGUAACUUUUGGGUAUCCGAUACCUACUUGGAGGAUUCCUAUACAUGGUACGUGAAGUUGGCUGAUCCACGUCCAGCCUGGAUGGCUCUCUAUUCCAUAUUUCAAAAUCUAACAUGGGCCGCCUUCGUUGUGAUGUUGUUGAUUACUUGGCUAACAUGGUUUGUGUUGGUGUACUUUUUGCCCGAACCAGCGGAGAGCAAGGAAGUGUCGUUAACCGGUAUCAACAAUAUGGCAGUGUCGAUUUGUGUAUCGGUUAACGAACGGCCGUUAUGUUUAGCUUCCAGAUUUUUCUUUGUAUCCUUAGCUUUGUAUGGACUAAAUGUUACAUCGACCUAUACCUCGAAACUCAUAUCGGUUUUCUCUAAUCCUGGACAUUUGCAUCAGAUCGAUACUCUUGCAGAAGUGGUAGAUGCUGGUAUACCAUUUGGUGGCUAUGAAGAAAGUCGGGAUUGGUUUGACAACGACGAGGAUUAUUGGGUCUUUGAUAAAUAUAAUUAUUCCGCAGAUUUUGAACCGCUCUAUAUAAAUCUAAUAUCAGUCGAGCAGGGGGAACGUGUGAUAUUAAGCCGCCGCAUGUAUAUCAUGCAAAGUGCCUUGGCGGAUAAUAUCUAUGCCUUUCCCUUUAAUGUCUUCUCCAGCCCCAUGCAGAUGAUUAUGAAGCCAGGAUUUCCUUUUCUCUAUGAAUUCAAUUUGAUGAUACGUUAUAUGCGCGAUUUUGGUUUUCUAAAUAAAAUCCAUCGUGAUUUUGUCUACAACAACACAUAUCUGAAUCGAAUUGCAAAGAUGAGACCAGAUUUUAAAGAAAAAGUCAUUGUCCUAAGAAUGGAUCAUUUACAGGGAGCCUUUUCUAUCUUAAGUGUGGGUAUUUGUGCCAGUAUAGGACUAUUUUUGGCUGAGCUCUUGGUGUACUAUGUGUGUGGGCCCUGUUUGUUCAAAUCGCCGCAUAAGAAGCGUCAAAGAAAGCGUCGGGAUAAGGAGCGGAAACGAAAGCGUAACAAAUCACCCGAAGAAAUCGUUAUAUAUUGGAAUGAAAUUAAUCUACAAAAGGAUAUGCGUUUAACACCGCUCAAGAGAAGGAUUGUUCAGAAGUCGUCGAAUGAAUAA
Molecule: messenger RNA, 2139 nt
Organism: Musca vetustissima
Lineage: Eukaryota; Metazoa; Arthropoda; Insecta; Diptera; Muscidae
Gene: Ir60a
Exons: 4
Coding region: 1-2139 (712 amino acids)
Source: RefSeq, a predicted model, not a curated record